This is a messenger RNA of Eruca vesicaria subsp. sativa (arugula), 1229 nucleotides long. NCBI's taxonomy places the organism in Eukaryota, Viridiplantae, Streptophyta, Magnoliopsida, Brassicales, Brassicaceae. The record is from the annotation of a GenBank genome assembly.
CUCUAUAGAUUUUUCUUUUAUAUGUAAAAGUCUAAAGACUUUGGAAUUUCCGAUCAGAAAACAACAAAAAUGAUGAAAAUGACAAUUGGAACAGCCGCCGCCGGCGACGGUGAAUGGGAGCUCCGACCUGGUGGAAUGGUUGUUCAGAGACGAUCAGAUGAUAGCUCCAACGUUCCACGUGACAUCCAUGUUCGGGUCAAAUUCGGGUCGGUCCAGCACGAGAUCAGUAUCAACUCUCAAUCUACUUUCGGGGAAUUAAAGAAAAGAUUGUCUGUUAAGACAAGAGUUCAUCAUCAAGACAUGAAGAUUCUAUACAAAGACAAAGAAAGAGACUCUAAAAUGUUUCUUGAUCUUUGUGGUGUCAAAGAUGGUUCGAGACUGGUUCUCAAAGAAGAUCCAAUUUCUCAGGAGAAACGUCUCCUUGAGAUGAGGAAACUGGUCGUUAAAGAGAAAGCUAAUAAAUCAAUAUCCGACAUUAGCUUCCAAGCCGAUAGACUCGCCGGGAAACUGUCGGCGUUUGAGGUAGUGAUUGGUAAAGGAGUGAAAGUUGAAGAGGAGAGUCUGGAGAAUUUGCUGGAGAUGUUGAUGAACCAGUUGGUGAAGUUAGAUGCAAUUCUAGGCGAUGGAGACAUAAAACUAAAGAAGAACAUGCAGGAGGAAAGAUUACAGAAGUACGUUGAGGCACUUGACGUAUUGAAGGUCAAGAACUCAUUGCAACCGCAGCCGCAAACGCAACUAAAACCUCAAACACAACCGCAAAUGCAACCGCAACGCAAGGAAAGAGAUCUAGUGACAUUUGAGGAGGAAACGUCGAGAAAAUGCGCGGCUCCCUCGCCAGAUCCUCCGGUUAUUAUAACCACGAAAUGGGAAACGUUUGAUUCCAAUUCCACCUCUGCGGCCGAUGCUAAAACGGCUAAGCCGCUCCAUCCAAAAUUAAAUUGGGAAUUAUUUGAUUAAGCUAUAAAUAUGCAUAUACUGUAAGUCUGUAUCUUACACAAAAUACUAUAUAUUUUUCAGAUUUUUGUAGCAUAUAUGCAGUUUGUUUUCUAUUUUUGUAUGUUUUCUAACUGUUUUCGUGUGUAAUAGGUUUAUAGCCUUAAGGAUAGCUUUGCCCAAUACUGAUUUUAUCAUUAGUGUGAGGAACUGAGAAUAUUUUAAGUUGUUACACCAGCUUGAUAAAGAAAAACGAAUUCCUCUGAAAUUAAACCCAAGUUUAUCGUGUGCGAAUG